Molecule: messenger RNA, 1560 nt
Organism: Beta vulgaris subsp. vulgaris (sugar beet)
Lineage: Eukaryota; Viridiplantae; Streptophyta; Magnoliopsida; Caryophyllales; Amaranthaceae
Product: protein DECREASED SIZE EXCLUSION LIMIT 1
Exons: 15
Coding region: 144-1379 (411 amino acids)
Molecular function (GO): protein binding
Source: RefSeq, a predicted model, not a curated record
CGCGUGCAUAUAAGACUAGUUGUCAAAACUCAAACGUUACAGGGCACUGGUGCUUGAAUCCCGACAUUUGACGAGCCCUCACUCUUUAACUCUGAGUGCACUGGUGUGGCCGUGUGGUGGCUGGAGAUCAUCAGGUCAGAAGAAUGAGCCAAAAGAGACCUCCCCCGGAUCCGAUUGCAGUGCUCAGAGGCCAUCGUGCAUCGGUUAUGGAUGUUUGCUUCCAUUGGAGUAAACCCUUGUUGUUUUCUGGUUCAACAGAUGGUGAAUUAAGGAUAUGGGACACUGCUCAACAUCGAACAUUAUCUUCUGCAUGGGUUCACAGCGCGGCUCAUGGGAUAAUGUGUGUUGCUUCGGAUCCUUCCAUUGGAGAUGGAAACGUUCUUAGCCAGGGUAGGGAUGGAACAGUAAAGUUGUGGGAUCUCGAAAAUGGAGGACUUUCCAGAACACCCUCAGUGACCAUUAAAACGAAUUCUUAUCAUUUUUGCAAGCUGUCAUUGGUGAAGAAGCCCAUUAUCCAGGUGAAGCAUGUUGAACCUUCCAUUCAGGAGCAGCAUGUAGAUUGUAGUUGGGAUGUGGCAGCGGAAUCUUUGGGUGAUUCUUCUAUGAAGAUGCCAGAAUAUCAACCAGAACGUUCAGAGGAUGUCCAGAGUGAAGGACCUACAUAUGUUGCUGUUGCAGGAGAAGAACCCUCUCAGGUUGAGAUUUGGGAUCUGAAUACUGCAGAGAGGUGUGCAGUACUUCCUCAAAACUCUUCAACUGGACUCAUGAGCGACUCUGAGAGAGGGAGAGGAAUGUGCAUGGCUGUUCAAGCAUUUAUACCACCUAAGUGCCAAGGAUCCCUACACAUCUUGGCUGGUUAUGAGGAUGGGACUAUGGCAUGGUGGGAUAUGAGGAACACCGCAAAACCAUUGACUUCUGUGAAGUACUAUUCAGAGCCAGUUGUUAGCUUGGCAGUGGAUCAAUCAUGCCAUGGAGGCGUCUGUGGGGCUGCAGAUGACAAAAUCCUUCUGUUCAAUAUGGAUUUUGAUAUGGGUACGUGUGCGGUCAGAAAAGAAAUUAGUUUGGAGAGACCCGGAAUUGCAGGAACUUCAAUUCGUCCAGACAGUAAAAUUGCUGCUACUGCUGGAUGGGACCGCAGAGUCAGGAUAUACAACUAUCAAAAAGGAAGUGCUCUAGCAAUACUCAAGUAUCACAGUGCAAUGUGCAAUGCGGUGUCAUUCUCGAGCAACUGUAAACUCCUAGCAUCUUCGUCGGAAGAUACCACAGUUGCUUUAUGGGAGCUUUAUCCACCUCGAAACACAACUGAUGCGAUAUCAGUCUUAUGCAUCUGUACCGUUAUCCAGGUGCUAUCUUUUAUCACCCUCGCUCAUCUUAUUUAGCUGCAACAUUCCACUUACUUUAUAAUACUUCUUUGUUCUUUUUUUGACAUGCUAUAUAUAUAUUUUUGUGUCUAUUUACGAUAGAAAGAUCACUUUUGAUAUGAAAAAUGCAAAACUAACAAACUACUCCGUGUAGUAGCUAAUUCAAUCUCAAAAAAUAGUUAAGAGUUUGAAUUUUUUA